AUGGAAAAUGCAAGGUUCAAUAAUAACAUAGAUGGUGAAGAAGCACCAUUUGAAUUUACGAAUUUACUCUCUGAAAUGUUCACAUCUUUCCCUAAUCAAAAUCCAAGCAGUUCUUCAUUACUGGAAAUUCCCAAAAGUACUGCUUUGUCUACUCCUUCUUCUACUUCUACUAAUUCUUCUUCUUCUUCACAGAAUAUUAUUUCUUUUGGAAGUCCAGACUCUAAUUUUCUAGAGGAUGAAGAUUAUGAUAAAGUCAUGACCAGCAGCAUAUCUUCAUCAAUAUCAGUGACUAAGAGGAUAUGUAGAACUCCUUUGCAAUCUCAAGAUCAUCUUUUGGCUGAAAGGAAACGCAGAGAAAGGUUUUCCCAACUUUUUGCUGUCUUGGCCAAAACUAUACCUGGCCUCAAGAAGUUGGACAAAGCUUCAAUUCUUGAAGAUGCUAUCAAGUACAUAGGAAAACUUCAAGAACAUGUUAGGGCUUUAGAAGAAGGUGCAGCUGGGACAAACAGAAACUUAUUGGUUGAAUCAAUUGGCACAGCACAAAAACAAUAUUCUUUGGCUACUACAUCACAUGAUGACAACUCUUUUCUCACUAAGAAUGUUGAUGAAUCAAAACCUGGGAUUAAUAAUAUAAAGGUUCAAAUUAUGGACAAGAACGUACUCAUAGGAAUCCAUUGCAGCAAGCAAAUGAGGAGUAGCUUCUCAAUAAUUGCUGGAAUAAUGGAGAAGCUACAUCUUACUAUUCACCACAUUAGAGUUGCCCCAUCCAAUCAUACUUCUCUUCAUUAUAUCUCCAUUCUUGCCGAGGUAAUUUCUCAUUCUUUAAUUUAUUUUGAAGCUAGAUUAUUUUUGAGUUCUUCAACUGACAAGGUGAGCUUCUGAUUAUUUUGUGGUUAUGCAAAACUGAUUCUAAUUAUAACCUGGUAGGGAAGAAACUGAUUUUGUAUUUACAUUUUUUUUUUCUAAUUAAACUUCCCAGUUUUCAUUUUUCUUAUAGGUUUUUUCUUUUUAUUUUUUUGGGGUCAAUGAGGAACUAUUUACUCCCUGUGUUCAAUUUAUGUGCCACUUUUCUCUUAACAAGAGUCAAGUUGACUAAUCUUUGAAGCUAAACUGGCUUAUAUCAACGUACCAAUUUCUUCAACUAUGCCUGAUCAACGGAUUCUCCAACUGACAUAUCAACGACCUGCAGUCAUGUAGAAUAAUAGCAUUGGUAGGAUUUUCAUUUUUCAAUAAAUUGAUAAUCUCUGUGGAAUCCAUCUCAAUUUCUAGAGGGAAAAGUUGUCUUUGAAGGGUCUGUAUUUAAUUUGUAGAAACCUUUUUUUGUGGAGCACGCCAUUUGAUUGUCAUAUUAGUGAACCCCUAAGAAACUCAUAAGACGUGUACAUGGUAUAUAUAGUUAUCAUAAAUACUCAAAUGUCUUUGCUGAAGUAUUGUGAAGCAUCAAAUGAAUCUUCUAAUACUCAUACUCAUUAUUGCAGAUUGAUCAGAAUGUUGAUAUUAAAGUGCAGGAUGUUGAAAAGGCAUUCGAAUUAGCUCUUCUAAGUACAGCAGACAUGACAGACCAGGCAGACUAAAUUCGACUUUCCACUUUUCUUAUGUCCAAGAUUACUCUAAAGUUAGAAGAACCAUUUGAUUGAAUUCAUGCUUUGUACUAUCAAUAUGGACAACUGCUUCAAAAUAUUCUCUUUUGAGCCAAGAAUCGUUGUUCUAUUGACAUGUUGUGUAGCAAUAGAACUCAUUUGAGCCAUUAUUUGUUCAUCGAGCUUUUGAGACCAAUAUUAUUUGCAAGAAUUAAUUAA
Molecule: messenger RNA, 1799 nt
Organism: Lycium barbarum (goji berry)
Lineage: Eukaryota; Viridiplantae; Streptophyta; Magnoliopsida; Solanales; Solanaceae
Product: transcription factor bHLH18-like
Exons: 2
Coding region: 1-882 (293 amino acids)
Molecular function (GO): protein dimerization activity
Source: RefSeq, a predicted model, not a curated record